CUUAUCAAAACACAGGAACAGUUUUAUUAUUUUCCGUUCACCUACAAAGAGUAAAUCGAUAUAUAAAUAUAACAAAAAUGAAGUCUCUUUGUUUAAAAAGUUACUGAACGACGCGCCACUGUUGUUUUUUCUUUUUCUAAACUUAUUAUUUUGAUAUCGACCUUUUUUUCCAGCAUGGAUGUGGAGAGCCCCCAGGCACUGUGCGACCUCUGCUUGGCUCAGGUGUGCAGCAGUUUAGAUGUUUUGUGCAGCCUUCGAGCAGACGGCUCCAUGAGCCUCAUCUGGUCCCCGCUCUUCCCUCAGGAGAUGGCCGACCAACUGCUGCACAAGAUGACAACUAAAGGGAUAUUGAAUGACACAACUGUUGGGAUUUUCCGAAACUCCAAAGAGCUCCGCCUGCGCAGAGCCUCCAUCCGCUCCUGUCCGGUGUCGGCUGAGGCUUUCUGCCUGGCUAUCUGCCCUCACCGGCUCCUGGAAUUAGAUGCCUCCUGGGUCUCUGGGGGUCUGACUGGUGCUAACAUCAUCUCAGGUCUGGCCUCUAGCCCAGAGUGUUGGACUAGUCUGCAGAGGUUGUCCCUCAAUGGCUUACGUCUGGACUGGGGUUCUCUGGAAAAUGCCAGUGUUGGCUUCAGCUCUCUGCAGGGCCUCAGGAUGCUCCAUCUUGCCAACACAGACCUGACAGAUAUUAUCCUUGAGGAUAUUUGUUCUCUCCCUCACCUGGAGACUCUGGACAUCUCCUGCAGUGCCGUCUCAAAGCUUACCGCCCUCCUUGAGUGCAAAAACAGCCUGAGAUCCUUAAUUGCCCACCGGCUGCGGCAGCUGGACAUGUCGCCUGCUAGGUUGUUUUUUGUCUUUACCCAACUUGAUGCUCUAAAGCAUUUGGAUUUUUCAGAUGACCACUUUGCCGUCGAUGACAGUGACGGAAGUGAUGGAGAUGAGACACUGCGGCAGCUUCUAGAGGGGAGUCCUCAGAUCCUGCCUUCUCUUGUUUCUCUGGACAUAUCAGGGAGGAAGAGAAUCAGUGAGGCUGCGAUCAGAGUGUUUGUGGAGUCCAGGAGUGAUCUCAUCUUUUUGGGCCUUCUAGCCACUGGUCUCAGCUCCUGUCAAAUCCUUUCCGCACAGAAAAACCUAAAAGUAACCGGAGAGGCUAAUGAGAACCAGGUGUGUGAGGCACUCAGAAGGUACAGAGAGCGGGAGUGUUUCGUACGAGAGGCCCUCAUCCAUCUCUAUAGUCUAACCACUGACGCUGACAAACCACAUCCAGACAUGCUGAAGUUGGUGGUGAGUGCGAUGCAGAGCCACCCCAGCUCCCUACAUGUCCAUCUGGUGGCCACGGCGUGUGUGUUCAACCUGACCACUCAGGACCUGGCAGAAGCCAUGCCCGUCAGCCUAAUCAGCUCCACUGUUACCCAGCUGUUGCACACCAUGAAGACCUUCCCAAACCACCAGCAGGUGCAAAAAAACUGUCUGCUGGCGCUCUGCAGUGACUACAUCCUGCAGGAAGUUCCUUUUGACAAGUAUUUAGCAGCCGUGCUGGUUAUUAACUGGCUGAGCAGCCACGAGGAUCCGACCCUCCAGAGGAUGGCGGUGGCUGUCAUCUCCAUUUUGGUGGCAAAGUUGUCCACAGAGGAGACAGCACAGCUCAGCAAAGACGUCUCUUUCAUGAAGCAGCUGCUGGCUAUCGUGCAGCAGAAAGCCAUGGUGGGAGUUGUGGACUCCACUCUGAAGUUUGCCCUCAGUGCUCUGUGGAACCUGACAGAUGAGAUGCCCACAGCAGCCCGCAACUUUAUCGAGUGCCAGGGCUUGGAGCUGUACGAGGAGGUUCUGGAGUCCUACUACAAUGAACCCACUGUUCAGCAGAAAGUUCUCGGCCUUUUGAACAACAUAGCAGAGGUGGAGGAGCUGCAGGCUGAUAUGAUGGAUGAGGAUCUUAUGGAGCACAUCCUCAGUCUCCUGCAGGACUCCCAUGUGGAGGUGGGAGUCCGUUACUUUGCAGGAGGGAUUCUGGCACAGCUUGCAUCCAGGGCAGAGGCCUGGACUCUGGACGAUGACCUGCUCACCACUGUGCUGAAGCAGCUGCAUGAGUCGAUAAAAACAUGGACCCAUCUCGAGAGAGAAAUGGUGUCUUACCGGUCAUUCCGUCCAUUUUGCCCUCUGCUUCAACCCCGCCAGGCUUCAGGAGUGCAGCUGUGGGCAGUAUGGGCCAUACAUCUGGUCUGCAGUCAAAACAUUUCACAUUACAGCAGCAUGCUGGAGAAGGAGGGCCUGACUGAACUGCUGAAAGCUUUGGCUGCACACCCUGACACACACAGCGACAUUAAAGGGCUAUCAGGCAGCAUCCUGUCUAUGGUGGAAGAGCAGCGGAGUUGCUCAGGAGCAACAGAGCCUCAUAAAUCUUGACAAAAGUUCAUUUUAUUUGAUUUAAUGUUUUUAUUUAACUCUUUGUCAAAUGUGCUAAACAUACAGCUG
Molecule: messenger RNA, 2469 nt
Organism: Melanotaenia boesemani (Boeseman's rainbowfish)
Lineage: Eukaryota; Metazoa; Chordata; Actinopteri; Atheriniformes; Melanotaeniidae
Product: protein zyg-11 homolog
Exons: 14
Coding region: 175-2400 (741 amino acids)
Cellular component (GO): Cul2-RING ubiquitin ligase complex
Source: RefSeq, a predicted model, not a curated record